CGGACGCGCAGCCAAGCGAAAAGAAAGCUGAAUGGAUGCUUUAAGCUGGGAAUAGCUAGCUGCUUCAGUCUGCCGUCGAACGUUGCGCGUGGAGCAAUUAAAUUUUGAAAUACGAGUCCAAGUUGACAGGUUCAACGACAUGCUGGUCUGCAUCAUUUUAGCCGGCUGGCUGCUGCUGGUUUGGAUAUACUUCCUAUGGAGCCGGCGAAGGUAUUAUAGAGCAGCCUGGCAGCUAAGAGGCCCCAUUGGCUGGCCCCUUAUUGGCAUGGGUUUGCAAAUGAUGAACCCGGAGACCUUUUUGCAGUACAUGGAUGGUCUGUCGCGACAGUUCAAGGCCCCCUUCAUUUCCUGGAUGGGCACCAAUUGUUUCCUCUACAUCAACGAUCCACACAGCGUGGAGCAGAUAUUUAACUCGACGCACUGCACCAAUAAGGGCGAUUUCUACCGCUUCAUGAGCUCGGCCAUAGGUGAUGGACUAUUCACAUCCAGUUCUCCGCGCUGGCACAAACAUCGUCGACUCAUAAAUCCCGCCUUUGGUCGCCAGAUUCUCAGUAACUUCCUGCCCAUCUUCAAUGCCGAGGCUCAGGUCCUGCUGCAAAAGCUGGAGCUGGAGGGUGUGCAGCAUGGCAAGCGGCUGGAGAUCUAUCAAAUCCUCAAGAAAAUCAUCCUGGAAGCAGCUUGCCAAACAACGAUGGGCAAGAAAAUGAAUUUCCAGCAUGACGGUUCUAUUGCCAUUUUUGAGGCUUAUAAUGGCUUAACCGAAGUCUGUGUGAAACGAAUGCUAUCGCCGUGGCUUUAUCCUGAGCUUAUUUACCGGGGCUCGCGACUUUUUGGCCUGCAGCAAAAGGUUGUCGGCAUACUCUUUGGGUUUAUAGAGCAGCUACUCGAACCAAUUGUCUCGGUGGUGGCUGCCAAUGCCAAUCCGGAGCAGCAGCCACCGGAGCUAGAGAGGAGGGGCAAGUCCAAGGCCAUUUUUAUCGAGCAGAUGCGGGAACAUGUGGAGCGUGGCCAGCUGAGUUGGCAGGAUGUGAGGGAUGAGGCCAAUGUGACCAUUGCAGCCACUUUUGAGACCACAUCGACUGCGCUGUACUUCACCAUUCUCUGCCUGGCCAUGCAUCCUGGCUACCAGGAGAAGCUCUAUGAGGAGCUGGCCAGAGAGCUGCCGCGCUCUGGCGAUAUAGCCUUGGAGCACCUUCAACGACUGGAGUACACGGAAAUGGUAAUCAAUGAGGCCAUGCGACUGUUUGCUCCUGUGCCCAUGGUCCUGCGAGCGGCGGAACAGGAUGUCCAAUUGCGGCGGGAUGACGGGGAGUUUCUUAUUCCCCGAGGCACCCAGAUCGGCAUUGACAUAUACAAUAUGCAGCGAGAUGAACGGGUUUGGGGACCACUUUCGCGUACCUUCAAUCCGGAGGCGCAUUUCGGUCUGGAUUCGCCGCAAAGACACGCCUUCGCCUUUGUGCCAUUCACCAAGGGAUUGCGUAUGUGCAUCGGCUACCGAUAUGCCCAGAUGCUGAUGAAACUGCUGCUGGCCAGGAUCUUUCGCAGCUAUCAAAUCAGCACUGAGGCACGGCUGGAGGAGCUCCGGGUCAAGGGCAAUAUCUCCCUGAAGCUACGGGACUAUCCGCUGUGUCAAGUGGAGCGAAGAUAACAGGAAAUGUUUUGCCCCCAAUUUGUUGCUGUAAUUUUUUAAUUAAAAAUGUAAUUUUUGUUGCA
Drosophila elegans is the source of this 1713-nucleotide messenger RNA. RefSeq names its product probable cytochrome P450 313b1 (gene Cyp313b1). The record is from RefSeq and is a predicted model, not a curated record. Bases 140 to 1648 code for a protein of 502 amino acids. Gene Ontology annotation, molecular function: monooxygenase activity; iron ion binding; heme binding. Lineage: Eukaryota; Metazoa; Arthropoda; Insecta; Diptera; Drosophilidae. The transcript is spliced from 7 exons.